AUGUCAAACCUCAAAAUGUCAAACUUCGAAUUAAACAACGUGUGUUCAAUUGGAUCAAACGAUCAACUUCUCAAAGCCGUUCAAUCAAAUGAUUUAGAUUUAUUCAAAAAACUCCUAGAAAUAGGAUUAGGAAAUUCAUCUAUAGACUUGGAUAGUAUAUUUGACGAACCUUAUCAUGGCACAAUAUUAGAUAUAUGUUGUAUAUCGACGGGUAGAUCAGAAUUUGUCAGGAUACUAUGUUCGGUAGGAGUAGACGUAAACGUUGUUAAUAAAAAUCGGAAAAAGGCUCCGAUACAUUUAGCGGCUGCAAAUGGAAGUAAAGACGCGUUAGAAGUAUUAUUGGAACAUCCUCCAACCAAUAUAAAUUUAUUAGAUAGUGAUGGGAAUUCGGCUUUACACCUUGCAGCAAAAUCUGGAAAUGUUGAAUGUUCAGAAUUGCUAUUAAAUUCUAAUAAUAUAAAAGCAAAUCAAUUGAAUAGGAAAGGCUUUACUCCAGCCUACUUGGCAGCUACUUCAAAGAAAAAAAAUGAUGAACUUAUGAUGGCAUUUAUUAGGUGUCCAAAAGUUGACUUGGAUAUGUUCAUUUGGGAUAAAUCCUUAAGAAGCGUGAUAGAUGAAAAAUAUCCACAUCUUUCGGAAGAAAUGCCACCAGAAGGUACACGGAAUAUUACUCACCACUGCGAUAACCCGUUUGUAUACCUCUACUCAAAUGACAUAGAAGGAUUUAUUUCACAUAUAACUUCCACAAAACAAUUUGACCUUAACAAUCAUGAUGGAAAGCACACUUAUCUCCAAUAUGCGUGUGAUUUUGGCUUACCAAAAGUUGUUCAAGUUUUACUCAAUCUUGAUGUAGAUCCAAAUGGUACAUGUCCAUCUAAUACUAAAUAUGCAAUUUUUAUUGCUUCGUUCAGAGGUUUUGCAGAUAUCAUACAAUUGUUUUUGAAUAGUAGAAAAUCUAUAUGUUAUCAAACAAGUAACGGUACAGCACUCCUUGAAGUAAUCAAAGGUUCUGAUGAAGACCAUAACUCAUUAGAUGUAAAUACUGAAUUAUGUGAUCAUGAUAGGUCAUUUAAAAUGUUACUAAGAAAAAGCGAAGCCAAUCCUCUUGAACUUAAUAUUAAUCAAUCAGAUGAUAAAGGUAAUACUUGUUUACAUUACGCAGCUAAAAUAGGCGAUCGAGAUUCUAUAUUAUCGUUGUUGGAAAAAGGUGCUUAUAUAGGGAAAAGAAACGUACUUGGAGAUCCUCCACUUGCUGAUAUCAGUCCUAAUAUAUUAGAAUCUCAUUUAAAUAAAUGCAUAAAAUCAAACGGGAAAUCUCCAAAAGAUAUUAAUUACGAGAUUAUAUGUUCAUACAAUUUUUUAUGCCCCCCAAAGAUUUACAAACAAAAAGAUAUUGAUAAUUAUCAAUCACAAUUAGAAGGCCUAGAAUACAUUCCCGAAAAUAUCCCUGAAACCGAUCCAUUGUUGUAUAUAAGUGAAGUUCCAGAACUCAGGCCUCUUCUAAAACACCCUGUACUAACUAGCUUCCUCCAUUUAAAAUGGUUUGCAAUAAAAAGAUAUUAUAAAGUAAAUUUAGCGUUUUAUAUAGGAUUCUGGGCACUUUUAACCAUUUACACGCUGUUGACUUUUAAAAUAGGUGUUCAAAAUAGCAAUUUGUCACUUACACAAAAUAAUAUUACAGAAUUCUCCACGAACAGUGUGCCAUUUAGUAGUGAUACAGCUGUUUAUUUGUGGGUUAUGGUAUUGGGAUUCCUUAUUGCUUUAAUAUUCCGUGAAUUAUUCCAGUUGAUCUCAUCUCCAUUUACGUACAUAAUGAGCUUAGAAAAUUGGUUGGAAAUAAGUCUGAUAGUUUUGACGUCAUUCUUAUUAUUGUGCGAAAUGUCUUGUAUAUCAAAUAGAAACCAAAUAUCUGCCAUUGUCAUUCUACUAUCUUGGGGUGAACUUAUACUUCUUGUUGGUAGACAUCCAGCGCUUGCUACCCACCUAGAGAUGUUUAAGCGCGUUACUAAAAACUUUUUACAAUUUCUAGUAUGGUAUUCAAUAUUAAUAAUAGCAUUUGCCCUAAGUUUUUACAUGUUAUUUAGAAAUGACGCAGACACCGAUAACAAAUUUAACGAUCCCAGCUCAGCAACAUUCAAAACUAUCGUUAUGUUGACCGGGGAAUUCGAUACAUUUGGUUCACUGCCUUUUAGUAUGCAUCCAAUAGUUAGUCAUGCAUUAUUUCUUUUAUUUAUAUUCCUUAUCGCCAUUGUCUUAGUAAAUCUUCUAAAUGGUCUUGCUGUGAGUGACACCCAAGCAAUUAGAGCUGAUGCGGAAAUCGUCGCUCACGUGUCCCGAGUUAAACUCAUACAUUACUUUGAAAAAAUGGCUCUAGGUGACCCGUUUUCGUGGACUCGUAAAGCUCAAAACCACAUAAAUAAUUUUAAAUACAGUAUUCCUUCAGUAUUUACAAGACGGUUUUAUCUGAAAAUAAGGCUAUUUCCAGAUGCUCUACAAGAUUCGGAAAUAAAAAUUUUAACUAAUCAGAGAAAUUUUGUAGACUUUGGGACAUCUACAAAAAAAAGUCAAAUAGGGUGUAUUGCGAAUUGUCAAGGUUAUUAUCUUGAGAAAGAAAUUGUCAAUGAAGCUAAGUCAAUAAUUAAAUUGAAUUCAGAGGGAGCAGACAAAAGUUGUAUGGAAAUUCUUGAUGUAUUUAUUGAGAAAUUUAAAACCGUAGAAAAGUCGGUAGAAGAAAUUAAAAAAAUGUUAAAUGCAAUGAACACAAGAAGUGAAAUAGAUUCGAUAUCGUCGUCUAGUAAUUUCCAUGUGGUAAAUGGAUCAUACAAAAGCUAA
Molecule: messenger RNA, 2832 nt
Organism: Macrosiphum euphorbiae (potato aphid)
Lineage: Eukaryota; Metazoa; Arthropoda; Insecta; Hemiptera; Aphididae
Source: the annotation of a GenBank genome assembly